AUGAGUAAAGCCUAUGAUCGUGUUGAAUGGGAUUUUUUGGAAGCGGUUAUCGUUAAGCUAGGGUUUGAUCAAAAAUGGAUUUCAUGGAUUAUGUGGUGUGUCUCUUCGGUGUCGUAUCAAGUUCUUCUUAAUGGCCAGCCUCGAGGCACUAUUCUGCCGCAGCGGGGAUUACGUCAAGGGGACCCUCUCUCACCUUAUUUGUUUAUUCUUUGUAUGAAGGUUCUGAUAGCAAACAUUAAGAAGGCGGAACAGGAGCAGAAAAUCAUGUGCAUUAAGAUAGCUCGGGACUGUCCCACUAGCUCGCAUUUGCUGUUCACUGAUGAUAGCCUAUUUUUUUGUAAAGCAGAGGAGAAUGAAUGCAGAACGGUAAUGGAGAUUAUUGGUAAUUAUGGGAAAGCUUCGGGGCAGGAGGUUAAUCUGGGGAAGUCUUCUAUCAUGUUUAGCAAUAAAGUUCCAGCUGACAUAAAAACCCAGUUAAAAUCUGUAAUUGGUAUCUCUAAAGAGGGAGGUAUGGGCUCUUACCUGGGUAUUCCUGAAAACUUUCAGGGCUCGAAAACUCAAGUUUUUAGUUAUGUUUCCGAUCGUUUCGACAAUCGUGUUAAUGGUUGGUCUACAAAAUAUUUAUCGAAAGGGGGAAAGGAAGUUAUGAUUAAAUCAGUCGCGUUAGCUCUCCCGACUCAUGUUAUGUCAUGUUUUAAGUUGCCGCAGGAAUUAACGUCUAAGUUAACAAGUGCAAUAUCCAAAUUUUGGUGGAAAUCUAAUGAUAAGGUAUGUGGUAUGCACUGGGUCGCUUGGGAUAAGAUGUGUAAGGCCAAAUGCGAAGGGGGCUUGGGCUUUCGGGUUCUGGAGCAAUUUAAUGACGCAUUGCUGGCCAAGCAGUAUUGGCGGUUAAUUCAGUAUCCGACGUCUUUAAUGGCUCGGGUUAUGCGAGGUUUAAUGGAACAAGGGGCACGGUGGGAGAUUGGUUCUGGCUGUUCUAUAUCUGUGUGGAAGGAUCCUUGGAUACCGGAUCGUCAGCCAAGACCAGCCAAUGGCAGGGGGAGACUUUUACAUCCUAAUUUGAUGGUUAACCAUAUAAUUAAUCCGAUAACCAAGGAUUGGCAUUUGCCUAUUGUUGAAGAGUUUAUGGAUCCGGUAGAUAUUUCGUUGAUUCGGAGUAUGUCGGUCAGUAAAUUCUUCAAACAUGAUCGUCUCAUAUGGCAUUUCACUAAAUCGGGAAAGUAUUCGGUGAAAUCUGGUUAUCGGCUUGCACAUGAAUUACUUAGAGACGUAGCCUACGGGCCGAAGUGUACGGAGCUCCGGGGACAAGUUUGGAAACUUGAAGUUCCCCUGAAGGUUCAACAUUUUUUCUGGCAGAUAGCUUCUGGUUCUCUUCUUGUGAUGGAACAGCUUGCUCAUCGGGGAGUCCGCUGUGAUAGUUUAUGUAAACGGUGUGAAUCGGCGGUUGAGACUAUUAAUCACGCUCUCUUUGAGUGUCCGCGCUCGCAUAGGAUUUGGGAAUUGUCUCUGGUAGCGAUACUUCCUGAUGGAUUUCCCUAUGGUUCAAUGUAUGCGAAUUUAGAUUUUAUUUUCUGGCGGGCGUCAUCGCAAUCGGCGGUUCCAUAUAUACGUUUCCGUUUACCUUGGAUUAUUUGGUCAAUUUGGAAGGAUAGGAAUAAAAAGGUUUUCCAGGGAUUAGAAGCAGAUCCGAUCGGAAUUAUUAACCAGGCGGUUAAUGAUAAAUUAUUGUGGGAGGAGGCUAAGUCUUUCUCGCUGAGGUAUUUGGAUACUGCUUCACCUUUGGAGACGAAGGAUCCCUCUCCCCGAUGCCAAGUUGAUGGCUCAUGGAAGAGUUUUGAUCCUUUGGUGGGACUGAGUUGGUGGUAUUGUAAUAGUGAGGAUACGACGCUACUCUUGGGAGCUCGGAGUACCAGACGCAGCCCUUCACCUCUACACUCGGAAUUACAAGCAUUGAUUUGGGCUAUGGAGUCCCUCCUGGCGGCGGGUGUUGAUUGUCCAAGUUUCGAGACGGAUUGUGCGGAGCUGGUCGCAAUGGUGGAGUCCCCCGACGAUUGGCCUGCUUUUUCGAAUUUAUUGGACAACUUCACUAUACUCAAAUCAUCCUUCCCUUCCUUUACUCUUACCAGAGUUCCGCGUGCGUCAAAUGUAAGGGCAGAUUGCCUCGCUCGAUCUUCGCGUUCUUUAGUUUCUGAAAUUUCAUUUGUAAACUCUUCUCCUUCGGUUUGA
Molecule: messenger RNA, 2226 nt
Organism: Camelina sativa (false flax)
Lineage: Eukaryota; Viridiplantae; Streptophyta; Magnoliopsida; Brassicales; Brassicaceae
Source: RefSeq, a predicted model, not a curated record